CCCGCUGAGGGCCGCUUGGCCGGUGCUUUGCCCCAGCGCCUCAGUGCGCUCGGCCAACGGCCUCUGAGACUGCUCACCCGAGCGCCCCGGGAGCCGGCGGGCCGCGGCCCUCUCUGGGACUCUCCAGCGGGCCCAGGGGAACAAAAGUGGCUCUAACUCCAGCACGUGCACAGUGAAGCAAGUUGAAGGAUUUAAUAUGAAGCACAGAAGCAGAUAGUACCAAACAGCAAGCAGUAGUUUGUACACAUUUCUGGAAAAGCAGUGUCCGUGUUGUUAUGUACACCUCCAAAAAAAGUUCAGAUCUGUAGGGGAAUUGUUGUGUAAAGUAAACUGAACUACAGGGUAGCAGUAUUUUAAUAGCUAUUGUAGAUGUGUAUUUACUGUAUUAAAAUGAGUAAAAGAUCAAGCAGUGACACACCACUAGGAAGGGUAAGUGGGGCAGCAUUUCCUUCACCCACUGCUGCUGAGAUGGCAGAAAUUAGUCGAAUUCAGUAUGAAAUGGAAUAUACCGAAGGUAUUAGUCAGCGAAUGAGGGUCCCUGAAAAACUAAAAGUAGCACCACCAAAUGCUGACCUGGAACAAGGAUUUCAAGAAGGAGUUCCAAAUGCUAGUGUGAUAAUGCAAGUUCCAGAGAGGAUUGUUGUAGCAGGAAAUAAUGAAGACAUUUCAUUUUCAAGACCAGCAGAUCUUGACCUUAUUCAGUCAACUCCCUUUAAGCCUCUGGCACUAACAACACCACCUCGUGUACUUACACUAAGUGAAAGACCACUAGAUUUUCUGGAUUUAGAAAGAUCUCCAACACCUCAAAAUGAAGAAAUCCGUGCAGUUGGCAGGCUAAAAAGAGAGCGCUCUAUGAGUGAAAAUGCUGUUCGCCAAAAUGGACAGCUGGUCAGAAACGAUUCCAUGUGGCACAGAUCAGAUUCUGCCCCGAGAAAUAAAAUUUCAAGGUUCCAGGCAUCGAUUUCUGCACCUGAAUACACUGUGACACCAUCGCCACAACAGGCUCGGGUCUGUCCUUCCCAUAUGUUACCUGAAGAUGGAGCUAAUCUUUCCUCUGCUCGUGGCAUUUUGUCGCUUAUCCAGUCUUCUACUCGUAGGGCUUACCAGCAGAUCUUGGAUGUGCUGGAUGAAAAUCGCAGUGUGAGAAGACAAAAUGAAAUACGUUGUGAAAGACCUGUGUUGCGCGGUGGGUCUGCUGCCGCCACUUCUAAUCCUCAUCAUGACAACGUCAGGUAUGGCAUUUCAAAUAUAGAAACAACAAUUGAAGGCUCAUCAGAUGACAUGACUGUUGUAGAUGCAGCUUCAUUAAGACGCCAGAUAAUCAAACUAAAUAGACGUCUACAACUUCUAGAAGAGGAGAACAAAGAGCGUGCUAAAAGAGAAAUGGUCAUGUAUUCAAUUACUGUAGCAUUCUGGCUGCUUAAUAGCUGGCUCUGGUUUCGCCGCUAGAGGUAACGUCAGCACUCAAAUAUAUUGUUUCAACAGCUGGAAAUAUAAAAGAUUUGCAAACUUCUUUGUUUCUGUGUUUGCAUUGUAUGCCGUUUUAUAGUUCAUGCUCUGAAAAUGUAUUUCUUCCAGAAAGUAGGGUGAAAGGACCUAUAUUUGUAGAAGUAAAGGUAUAUUCUGUCACUCAGUUGUAUUCACUUUAAAUCAGUUCUGCAGCAACACUUACAUAAAAUUCUCCUUUUGCAUGUUUUGUAAAUAGGCUCCAGUUUGUGUUUUUAAAAUGAAAUUAAUUUUUUGCCUCACCAGUCUAAACAACUAAUUCUGUGAAAGGAAGACAGAAUGCAUAAAGGGUGGAUUAAGAAAAGUAUCUGUAGAAGAAAAACAAUGUUUGUCCUGUUUCUCAGACACGGUUUUGUUGGUAGACAUUUUUGCAUCCAUAUUUUAACAUUAACACUUGAAGUCAUGGUCUGGUGCCAGAUUUAAGAAAAUCAAACCACCUAAUAUUUCAUGAUCACCUGUAUAGAUUAAAUUAAAAUAUGCCUAACAGUUCAGCAGUUUAAUAUGUAUGCAUUAUGUUGCGUUUUUAUUUUCAUUUUAGUUUUGCAGAUGGUUUUCUAUAAAAUACGUUUUUACUAAGUCCAUGUGUGAAUGAUUUAAAAACUACAGAAUAAGGAACAAUUGUAGUGUAUUUAAUAAACUGUCAACCAAAGCAA
Messenger RNA from Marmota monax (woodchuck), 2159 nucleotides. It is a transcript of the gene Mff, whose product is annotated as mitochondrial fission factor. Bases 370 to 1449 code for a protein of 359 amino acids. The transcript has 12 exons. NCBI's taxonomy places the organism in Eukaryota, Metazoa, Chordata, Mammalia, Rodentia, Sciuridae. Gene Ontology annotation, cellular component: peroxisome; mitochondrial outer membrane. The record is from RefSeq and is a predicted model, not a curated record. Gene Ontology annotation, biological process: positive regulation of mitochondrial fission.